Marmota flaviventris (yellow-bellied marmot) is the source of this 2351-nucleotide messenger RNA. RefSeq names its product SAS-6 centriolar assembly protein (gene Sass6). The record is from RefSeq and is a predicted model, not a curated record. NCBI's taxonomy places the organism in Eukaryota, Metazoa, Chordata, Mammalia, Rodentia, Sciuridae. Gene Ontology annotation, cellular component: centrosome; centriole. Gene Ontology annotation, biological process: spermatogenesis; centriole replication.
UUUUCCCUCUGUUUCUCCCCGCCUCCUCCGCGGGAGCCGAGCGCCAAACUCAAAACUCUGUCAGGACCCGCACGUCUUUCAGGCUACUACCGAGGACCGGCCUGUUUGGCUUUUCCGCACAGCCGCCGGUCCAACAUGAGCCAAGUUCUGUUCCAGCAACUAGUUCCGCUGCAGAUGAAAUGCAAAGACUGCGAGGAAAGGAGAAUAAAUGUUAGAGUAAGCAUUGAACUGCAAUCAGUUUCUAAUCCAGUUCAUAGAAAGGAUUUGGUUAUUCGUCUGACUGAUGAUACAGAUCCAUUUUUUCUGUAUAAUCUUAUUAUAUCUGAGGAAGAUUUUCAAAGUUUAAAAUUCCAGCAAGGUCUUCUGGUAGACUUCUUAGCUUUCCCACAAAAAUUUAUAGAUCUCCUUCAACAGUGUACUCAAGAACAUGUUAAAGAAAUUCCAAGGUUUUUGCUACAGUUAGUUUCUCCAGCAGCUAUUUUGGAUAAUUCACCUGCAUUUUUAAAUGUGAUAGAGACAAAUCCUUUUAAGCAUCUUACACAUCUCUCACUAAAACUCUUACCUGGAAAUGAUGUGGAAAUAAAGAAAUUCCUAGCAGGUUGUUUGAAAUGUAGUAAGGAAGAAAUAUUAUCAUUGACACAAUCACUAGAUGAUGUUACUAGACAACUGAACUUGACACAAAAGACAUUAUCAGAAAAAAUACAAGAAUUAGAAAAGUUACGGAAUGAAUGGGAAUCACACACAGCAUCAUUGACAAAUAAGCAUUCUCAAGAACUGACGAAUGAGAAGGAAAAGGCUUUACAGGUACAUGUUCAAUAUCAACAGCAGCAUGAACAACAGAAAAAAGAUUUAGAAAUUCUCCAUCAACGAAAUAUCCACCAGCUACAGAACAGAUUGUCAGAGUUAGAGGCACUUAAUAAAGACCUAACUGAAAGGAAAUAUAAAGGAGACUCCAAUAUUAGAGAACUUAAAGCAAAACUUUCUGGUGUUGAAGAGGAGCUGCAACGAACUAAGCAAGAAGUCCUCUCUUUGCAAAGAGAGAAUUCUACAUUAGAUGCUGAAUGCCAUGAGAAAGAAAAGCAUAUUAAUCAGCUACAAACAAAAGUGGCAGUUUUAGAACAAGAAAUCAAGGAUAAAGAUCAACUUGUUUUAAGAACAAAAGAAGCAUUUGAUACAAUCCAGGAACAAAAGGUGGCUUUAGAAGAAAGUAGUGAGAAGAAUCAGGUACAACUGGGAAAACUUGAAACUACAAUAAAAUCAUUAUCAGCAGAACUUCUGAAGGCAAAUGAAAUUAUCAAGAAGUUACAGGGGGAUUUGAAAACCCUAAUGGGCAAAUUGAAACUGAAGAAUACAGUUACUGUUCAGCAAGAAAAACUCUUGGCUGAGAAGGAGGAAAAAUUACAAAAGGAACAAAAGGAACUACAAGAUGUUGGACAGUCUCUUCGAGUUAAGGAGCAAGAGGUAUGCAAAUUACAAGAACAAUUAGAGGCUACAGUUCAAAAACUUGAGGAAAGCAAACAGCUUCUAAAAAAUAAUGAAAAGUUAAUCACAUGGUUAAAUAAAGAACUAAAUGAAAAUCAGCUAGUAAGAAAGCAAGAUGUGUUGGGACCUUCUACCACUCCUCCUGCACAUUCCAGCAACAACACAAUCAGAAGUGGAAUUUCUCCUAACCUGAAUGUGGUUGAUAGUAGGCUGACUUACCCAAGCUGUGGGAUUCCUUAUCCUGUCUCCUCUGCAUUUGCAUUCCAGAAUACUUUUCCUCAUCUGUUAUCUACCAAAAAUACCAUCCACCCAGUUUCAGGACCAAAGGUUCAGUUUAACUUGCAGUUUACAAAACCAAAUAUAUCACUAGGAGAUGUUCAGUCAGGAGCAACUGUUAAUGUGCCUUGCUCAACUGAUAAGGAAAAUGGUGAAAAUUUAGGAUUGGAAUCUAAAUACUUGAAGAAAAGAGAAGAUAGCAUUCCUUUACGUGGACUAAGCCAGAAUCUGUUUAGUAAUUCAGAUCAUCAGAAAGAUGGCAGUCUAGGAGUGAUGCAGACAUCUUCCAAACCUGCAGUGCUCCCCUCUACAUCUUCAGCCUAUUUUCCUGGGCAGUUACCAAACAGUUAAUUCUAGCAUUGUCUUUUUACUUUCUAUUGACAUUUCAGAAACUCAGGUGUUUUAAAAAUAUCCUAACAGGCAGAAGUCAAAUCCUAACCAGGCAAGUUUCAGAUUUUACUUGAGCUAUCUACCAUUAGACUAUUUAGAUCCUUAAUUCUACUACUGGAUUUACAGCACACAGUUAAAAAAGAAAUAAAUUUGUAUUCAGGGAUUGGUAAAGAUGCUGAGUAAAAGAUAUUUUGGUCUGUAAA